UCUGCCGGAGGAAAGUCUCUCCGCGAGCGGUAGCUAUAGAGCUCUUUAGUGGUUGGGCUCAUCACGAACAGCGCUACGUCGCUACCAAGUUUGGCAUACGCGUGGACUUUGCUUUCCAGGCCAUGAAGUCUUCUUCUUAGCUGCUUUUUGGGGUUCUUCACGUCUUUCAGGGCCAUGUUUGCAUCUGUUACCCGGCUCGAAGUGGGCAGCGUUCGCUUUUUAGUCCAAGGGGACGUCUAAAUAUAUCGACUGCGGUCCUAAUAUCGGCCUGUAAGCCCAACGUUACUCUUCCUUAUAAAAUUGAUAGAAGCAACACCAACCACUCCGUAUGGGAUGUUCUAACAUGCCGCAAGAUGUCUCAAUACUGUUCGGCCCGCUCUUUCUAUGUUCUGUGUUCGAUUGUAUGGUAUAUUCUUCUCUAUUUCUCUUACUGCUUCUCCAGUGUGGAAUGGCUCUCAUCCUUCGAUUCCGACACGCAGCGACCAGUCAGCUGAAAAAGGUGCAGCCAAUGCUUAAUAUGUCACUUAAUAUUAUUACACCUGUGAAGACACGAUGGAAUAGCCAUAUCUCCGCGAUUAAGAGAGCAAUUGAGCUUAGAGAAGCCCUCCACCAAUUCUCCCAGUACUAUAUUACCCAGGUUGUACAACGUGAGAGAGCAAAAGAGGUGGAGAUGAAGCGUAAGGAAGCUACGCGCGUUAGGAUAGCCCGUGAGAGAAACAAGUACACUCAAUCAAGCUACCAACCUGGUGGUUCAAGGAAGCGUUCAAGACGCGCGCUCGAGACUUAGGCUGCUGAUGAAGAUGAGGUGAUGACAAUUGAGUCUAUAACUCCACUAGUCAAGACUCAUACGAAGAGAGUCAAUACUCGGAAUCAGGAGCCUCUAUUUAUCCAGACUAGUAACCUUACUAACUACGAC
Pseudovirgaria hyperparasitica is the source of this 916-nucleotide messenger RNA. RefSeq lists its product as uncharacterized. The transcript is spliced from 2 exons. The record is from RefSeq and is a predicted model, not a curated record. Bases 329 to 787 code for a protein of 152 amino acids. NCBI's taxonomy places the organism in Eukaryota, Fungi, Ascomycota, Dothideomycetes, Acrospermales, Acrospermaceae.